AUGGGUAAUUAAUAAAAGCAAAAAUCUAUUCUAGAACUUUGGAAUGAACAUUGUUUGAAUAAGAGCAAACAACUCAAGAAUCAAAGUCUCAAGGAAUAUAAACCUGAAAUUAUACGCAAAAACGCAAUUGAAGUCUUAGAUUAAGCAGUUCAUCAAGAUCAUCUGCAAUCAUACAAGGAAGACCUCAAGAAAUUCUUACUCAAUAUGGAUCCUUAGAAGUACGCCCAAUAGUUAGCUAUUUCUGUCUAUCUUAAUCACACUCAAACUGCACAAUUCUUGAUUCCUUAGGUAAACAAUCUCAAAGAGGAGUUGAUCUAUAAGCAGAUUGCAGAUCACCAUCUCAUCAAAGACUUAAUGAAUAUAUGGAGUGAAAUCUUCAGUAACAAAUACUCGAUAUUUUAAAAUCAAGAAGAUAAGGAAUUUUUGAUCAAAUUAAUUCACUCCAAAGAUUUCGUUUAUUCCUCUCUGUGUAAUGAUAUUAAAUACUUCAUUGAGUAUUUGGAGUAGAUGCUCAGAUUGAUCUACGAGGUCUAAAACAAAGAAAAGUUUAAGCAAUUGCUCAUCAAAAUGAUCUUUUAGAAUCAAAACAUUAAGAAGAUCAUAGUAGACACAUUCGAAAUUUAUAGUUUAGACAAGACAUAGAUAUUCAAGCGGAAACUCUUUAAUUAUAAACACAUUUCAUUGGCUGAAUUAAGAGUGCCUGAACAAUACUAUUCGGAUUAUCCCAAUACGAUAAAUCAAUUAUAGGAAAUAUUAAUAAUUGAGAAUCCUUGUGAUAAAUUUGAUUUGUUCUCCAAAUUGGAGUAAUCCAUGAUAAAGGACAUCAAGAAAGAAGGAAUCCAAAAUAUUCUACUUGAACUAGAUAAGUAUUAUUAUGGUUUAAAAUAGUUAAAUAGGAAUAUUGACUUUCUGCAUUUUCAAGAUUUAAUCUGA
Messenger RNA from Paramecium tetraurelia, 933 nucleotides. RefSeq lists its product as uncharacterized. The record is from RefSeq and is a predicted model, not a curated record. The transcript has 2 exons. NCBI's taxonomy places the organism in Eukaryota, Ciliophora, Oligohymenophorea, Peniculida, Parameciidae.